AUGACCAUCCUCAGCCUAUUCACUCUCAUUCAAACACUGGAGAAGACAAUGAAGCCUCUGGAUCAAGAUAGCAAUCAUGGUGGAGCCAACUCUCAGUCUUUGGAUAAUAACAUAGAUGACCAAGACUUGAAAGCUCAAGUAUUGGAAUGUUUCCACAAUAGAGAGGAGCUGGGAGAUUUUAUUCCAUGGAUGAUCAACUCUGGUGCGUUAAUCAAUGCAAGUAUAAACUUCAAGGAUAAAACAUCUGACAUUAUGCAACCAUGGAAAAACAACAUCUUCAAAAUGCUCUUUCAAAGUCAGUGGUGGGGACCUAAAGGUGAAAUAUGCAUGCUCUGUAAGGUUGAAUGUGCUUUACUUGGCACUAUCAACAAUAAAUUGGUAGAAUUCUCUGAGAAUUCAUUUGCUCCAAGAUGGGAGCAUUUGAAUCUAAUUCAAGAGUUCAGGGAGUGUUCCCCAACACAUCUGGCAAGUGUGUUUGGUGAUAUUGAAGAGUUUGUAUGGGGCGGUCCCAGUACUUUGGCUUUAUCUGAAUCCUCUUAUCCCAUAUUUGACUUCAAUGAUUUAGAGGAGGCAGCUAUGUCUUUUAAGCAGUAA
Molecule: messenger RNA, 594 nt
Organism: Serpula lacrymans var. lacrymans S7.9
Lineage: Eukaryota; Fungi; Basidiomycota; Agaricomycetes; Boletales; Serpulaceae
Exons: 8
Coding region: 1-594 (197 amino acids)
Source: RefSeq, a predicted model, not a curated record